AUGUCGUCCAAGCCCAUCCGUGAGUUUGAUGCCAAGCUCCUGAUUAAUUACUGGCUGCCCCGUGCGCCCGACGCGCACCCCAACGCUGUGGCCUCCACGUCAUUCGUGGCGCCCACAGCACGUGUCGCGCAGGUCGCCUGGGACGCCAGUACGAAUACGCUGACGGAUGAGGCGGGCCUGCCGGGGUGGGUGCAUAGCACCAAGCUCGUCGCCAAGCCCGACCAGCUUAUCAAGCGCCGCGGCAAGGCCGGUUUGCUGAAGCUCAAUGCGGACUGGAGCGAUGCCAAGGCGUGGAUUGCGGAGCGUGCAGGCAAGCCGCAAAAGGUCGAGGCGGUGACGGGCACGCUGAACAACUUCAUUGUCGAGCCCUUCUGCCCCCACGAGGCCGACCAAGAGUUUUACGUGUGCAUCAACUCGGCGCGCGAAGGCGACUACGUCCUCUUUACGCACGAGGGCGGUGUCGACGUCGGCGACGUAGACGCCAAGGCCAAGAAGCUGCUUAUCCCUGCGGAUCCAGACGAGCCAUUCCCGGCGCGCGACGAGUGGACCAAGGUGCUCCUCGCCGACGUGAAGGACGAAAGCAAGAAGGAGGCGCUCACCGACUUCCUCGUCCGCCUGUACAGCGUGUACGUCGACCUGCACUUUGCCUACCUCGAGAUCAACCCGCUGGUGAUGACCGACGAUAAGAGCAUCUACUACCUGGACAUGGCCGCCAAGCUCGACCAGACGGCCGACUUCAUCUGCGGCCCCAAGUGGGCCAUCGCCCGCGAGCCGAGCGUGUACGGCGAGCAAAAGACUAACGCCGCGAGUCAGGGCGAGGACCGUGGCCCGCCGAUGGUGUGGCCGGCGCCGUUCGGCCGCGACCUGACGCCGGAGGAGGCGUACAUUGCCAAGCUCGAUUCCGGCACCGGUGCCUCGCUCAAGCUCACCGUGCUGAACGCCGCCGGCCGGAUCUGGACCAUGGUGGCCGGUGGUGGUGCGUCGGUCGUGUACAGUGAUGCGAUCGCCGCGCACGGCUUUGCGCACGAGCUCGCAAACUACGGUGAAUACUCGGGUGCGCCGACCGAGACGCAGACCUUUGAGUACGCCAAGACGCUUCUGGACCUCAUGACGCGCGGCGAGCCGCACCCCGAGGGCAAGCUGCUGAUCAUUGGCGGUGGUAUCGCCAACUUUACGAAUGUCGCGUCGACGUUCAAGGGCAUUAUCCGCGCGCUGCAGCUGUACAAGGCCGCACUCGCGCAGCACAAUGUGCGCAUCUUUGUGCGCCGCGGCGGCCCCAACUACCAGGAGGGUCUGCGUGCGAUGCGCCUGCUCGGCGAGGAGCUCGGUGUGGAGAUCCACGUCUUUGGCCCCGAGACGCACAUCACCGACAUUGUCCCGCUCGCGCUCGGCGUCAAGUCGGAGAAGGACAUUGAGCUGAGCCACGAGGCGCUCCCCGCGCUGAAGCCGACUGCCGCCGCCGCAGCCGCCGCCCAGAAAGAGGCCGACGUCGAGACGCAGGACCGCGUCGGUGCGGUGAACCCCCACACCGGCGAGCGCAUCCAGCCGCAGGACCAGAUUGUGCAGUUUGACACGCUGAACCUCUCGGACAAGCGCCCGGCCUACCUUCCGUUUGACGAAAACACUCGCUCGCUCAUCUACGGUCUGCAGCCCCGUGCGAUCCAGGGCAUGCUCGACUUUGACUUUUCGUGCGGCCGCAAGACGCCGUCGGUCGCGGCAAUGGUCUACCCCUUUGGUGGCCACCACAUCCAAAAGUUCUACUGGGGUACGAAGGAGACGCUCCUGCCGGUGUACACGAGCAUCGAGGAGGCUGCCGAGAAGCACCCCGAUGCGGACGCCAUUGUGAACUUUGCCUCGAGCCGCUCGGUGUACUCCUCCACGCUCGAGGUGCUCAAGCUGCCGCAGAUCCGGGCGCUUGCACUGAUCGCCGAGGGUGUGCCCGAGCGCCACGCGCGCGAGAUUCUGUGGCGCGCCAAGCGUGCCAACGUCCUGAUCAUUGGCCCUGCGACGGUCGGUGGUAUCAAACCCGGCUGCUUCCGCAUUGGUAACUCGGGUGGUAUGAUGGACAACAUUGUCUCCUCGAAGCUGUACCGCCCCGGCUCGGUGGGCUACGUGUCCAAGUCGGGCGGCAUGUCGAACGAGCUGAACAACAUCUUGUCCAUCACGACCAACGGCACGUACGAGGGCAUUGCGAUCGGUGGUGAUCGCUACCCCGCGACGACCUUUAUCGACCACCUGCUGCGCUACGAGCAGGACCCCAAGUGCAAGUUCCUCGUGCUCCUGGGUGAGGUCGGCGGUGUGGAAGAGUACCGCGUGAUCCAGGCGGUGAAGGACAAGAAGAUCACGAAGCCGAUUGUCGCCUGGGCGAUUGGUACCUGCGCCAAGAUGUUUACCACCGAGGUGCAGUUCGGCCACGCGGGCUCCAUGGCCAACAGCGAGAUGGAGACCGCAAGCGCGAAGAACGCGGCGAUGCGUGCGGCCGGCUUUAUCGUGCCCGACACGUUCGAGGACCUCCCGGUGGUCCUGCGCCAGACGUAUGAGCGCCUGGUCGGCGACGGGACGAUCGUGCCCAAGGCCGAGCGCCCACCGCCUGCGAUCCCGAUCGACUACAAGUGGGCGCAGGAGCUGGGUAUGGUGCGCAAGCCCGCGGCCUUUAUCUCGACCAUCUCGGACGAGCGCGGCGCGGAGCUGAUGUACUCGGGUGUGAAGAUCUCGGACGUGUUUGGCUCGGACAUGGGCAUCGGUGGUGUGGUGUCGCUGCUGUGGUUCAAGCGCCCCCUGCCCCCGGUGUGCACCAAGUUUAUCGAGAUGGCGCUCAUGCUCACUGCCGACCACGGUCCGGCGGUGAGUGGCGCGAUGAACACCAUCAUCACGUCGCGUGCGGGCAAGGACCUGAUCAGCUCGCUGGUCUCGGGUCUCUUGACGAUCGGCGACCGCUUCGGUGGUGCGCUCGACAAUGCCGCGCGCGAGUUCUCCUCGGCGUACGACCGCGGCCUGACGCCGCGUGAGUUUGUCGACUCGAUGCGCAAGGCGAACAAGCUCAUCCCCGGUAUCGGCCACCGCAUCAAGAGCGUGUCGAACCCCGACUACCGCGUGCAGGUCGUCAAGGACUAUGUGCUCGAGAACUUUGAGUCGCACAAGAUGCUCGACUACGCCCUGGCCGUCGAGCGCGUCACGACUGCCAAGAAGGAGACGCUGAUCCUCAACGUCGACGGCUGCAUUGCCGUGUGCUUUGUGGAUCUCCUCCGCGACUCGGGCGCCUUUACGCGCGAAGAGGCCGACGAGUACGCCCAGAUCGGUGUGCUCAACGGCCUCUUUACGCUCGGCCGCACGAUCGGUUUCAUCGGCCACCACCUGGACCAGAAGCGUCUCAAGACGCCGCUGUACCGUCACCCCGCCGACGACUUCCACAUCGAGAUGGCGACGCCGACGCGUAUUGUGGGCAACCUGAACCCCUCGCAUCAGUAG
Messenger RNA from Malassezia japonica, 3468 nucleotides. It is a transcript of the gene acl1, whose product is annotated as ATP citrate synthase. Gene Ontology annotation, biological process: citrate metabolic process; acetyl-CoA biosynthetic process; fatty acid biosynthetic process. The transcript is spliced from 2 exons. Gene Ontology annotation, cellular component: cytosol. Lineage: Eukaryota; Fungi; Basidiomycota; Malasseziomycetes; Malasseziales; Malasseziaceae. Bases 1 to 3468 code for a protein of 1155 amino acids. Gene Ontology annotation, molecular function: ATP citrate synthase activity. The record is from RefSeq and is a predicted model, not a curated record.